GAAGGGGAGGAGGUGAGCGUGGUGUGGUGGUGGAGGCGGUGGGAGCUGCUGAAAGGAAAGGAGAGGCAAGUGUGGAUGUGUCUGUGAUAGCAAAUGAGAUGUGAGCAGGGAAAGGAAGGAGAGUCUUUCUCUGCUGCUUCUGCUGCUGCUUCCUUCCAAGAACUAGCUUUCUGAAAAAGAGAGGGACAGAGCAAGAGAGAUAAGGAAGGGAAGAGAGAAUAAAGGCAGGGACUGUUCUGCCAUCAUCUCCUUAGUACUGAAUGUUCCUGAGCUUCGUCUGGGCCACAGAACCAACACCCCCUUUGCCUCCUUCUGUCUAUCAACUCCAGGCAUUAGCCAGAGACAGAUGUGUGUGCAGCAAGGCAGCAAGAUAAUAGACAAAUAACGCUGGCUCUGGGAGAAGAGAGGAGAGUCCAAGGGUGAAACCUUAAGAGGCAGCUUUGACAAUGAAAGCAAGAGAAAGAAUAAAUCACCUAUGGAGAAAGAAAAGGAGGAGCUCUGAACAGACAAAGUAAUGCUGCUUGACUCAUUAUGACCUUUUCAGCUGAGGAACCCUCCUACUGCAGCACAACACAUUCUCUUAGCAACUGUAGAAGCAUCUAAGGGUGGCAGGGCAAGGGGCUGCUUGCUGUCUGUCUUACCCUUCUCUGUACUUUGUCCAUGUUGAGUUCCAAAUGUGUCCUGUAAAGGCUUUGACUUUGCAUGGAAGUUGGACUUGGCAGUUAAAAAUGAGACACUUCCAACUGAACUUGCUUCUCAUCUGUAUGGCAACCACUGCUGCAAUUCCUGUUGUGCCCUGGAAGGUCAGAUGCCCACUGCAGUGCGCCUGCCAGAUCAGGCCAUGGUACACACCCAGGUCUGCAUACAGAGAAGCAACCACAGUUGACUGUAAUGAUUUGUUCAUCUCCACAGUGCCUGAAAACUUGCCAGAGGGGACACAAAUCCUUCUCUUGCAAAGCAACAAUAUUGUCAGGGUUGAGCAAAGUGAGUUGGAUUAUCUGAGAAACCUGACAGAGCUAGAUCUGUCACAAAACAGCUUCUCUGACAUUUUGGAUUUCAGCCUGAAGAACAUGCCUCAGCUGCUGAGUCUUCACCUGGAAGAGAAUCAGCUGACUGAACUGCCUGAUAACAGCUUCACAGGCCUGGCCAAUCUCCAAGAGCUUUAUCUUAACCACAAUCAAAUACGUAGGAUCUCACCUCAAGCUUUUGCAGGCCUUGUAAACCUGCUUCGACUCCAUCUGAACUCCAAUUUCUUAAGAACAGUUGACAACCGCUGGUUUCAAUUUCUGCCCAGUCUGGAGAUUCUCAUGAUUGGAGGCAACAAAGUGGAUGCCAUUUUGGAUAUGAAUUUCCGAUCUCUAUCAAAUCUGAGGAGCCUUGUUCUGGCUGGAAUGUACCUUAAGGAGAUUUCAGAUUAUGCAUUAGUAGGCCUAAAAAGUCUGGAGAGCUUGUCUUUCUAUGACAACAAGCUGGUCAAUGUCCCUAAGCGAGCACUGCAGCAGGUUCCUGGUCUUAAAUUCUUGGAUCUUAACAAAAACCCACUUCAGAGGAUUAAGCAAAGUGACUUCACCAACAUGUUGCACCUCAAGGAAUUGGGACUCAAUAAUAUGGAGGAGCUGGUUUCCAUUGACAAGUUUGCCUUGAUCAACCUGCCUGAAUUGACAAAACUGGAUGUGACCAAUAAUCCUAAACUGUCUUAUAUCCACUCCAGUGCUUUCCACCACCUGCCCCAGAUGGAGACCCUUAUGCUCAACAAUAAUGCCCUCAGUGCUUUACAUAAGCAGACACUAGAAUCCCUCCCCAAUCUGCAGGAAAUCAGCAUUCACAGCAAUCCAAUCCGCUGUGACUGUGUCAUCCGUUGGGUCAAUAGUACUGAAAAUCGCAUAAGAUUCAUUGAGCCACAAUCUACAUUAUGCGCUGAACCUCCAGAUCUAAAGACAAAGCAUAUCCGGGAUGUCCCUUUCAGGGAAAUGGCUGAUAGGUGUCUGCCCCUCAUCUCUGACAAAAGUUUUCCUUCUCAUUUAGAGGUAAUGGAUGGUGAUGAUCUGUCUCUCCACUGCAGGGCUCUAGCUGAACCAGAACCAGAAAUAUAUUGGGUCACCCCAUCAGGCUUCAAGCUGAUGCCCUAUUCAGAAGAUGGCAAAUAUAGAGUGUACCCUGAGGGAACAUUGGAGAUCCACAAAAUUACAGUGCAAGAGGCUGGGCUCUACACGUGUAUGGCUCAAAAUCUCAUAGGUGCUGACACCAAGAGCAUCAGCCUAAUGGUCAACAAUUCUUUUCCUGUCAGUGAGGACAGGCUUGAGCUGUUAGUGAAGGAAGUCCAGGCCUACCACAUUCUGGUUACCUGGAGACCUCAUCUCAACACAGUUUCUUCUAACCUCACAUGGUCCAGCUUUGAUCCUAGUUUGGACAUGACAAAUGUGGCCCGGAUUCCCACAGGCACUCAUAUGUACAACAUCACACGGCUGCACCACAGUACAGAAUACUGGGCUUGCCUUCACGUAGCUUUUGUAGACUUGCAAAGCAAGGUAGCCUGUGUCAAUGCCAGGACUAAAGAGGUACCAUACCAGCACUUGGAAAGGAGGCAGGGUGUUCUAAUAGUCCUGUCUCUUUGUCUUUUGCUGCUGACUGUUAGCCUUAUAGGCAACUAUGGCUUGGGCUCUUUCAAGCCACAAGGUGGGAGCCAGGGGCCCUGCAAAUCAUGGAAAACAAGCUCAUCCUCAGUUCGGGUUGUGUAUCCAACUUAUCUCAAACACUGGGAUCAAGGAAGAAAGGGUGAGACUCUCUUAGCUGUGGAAGUACAAGCAACACCACUGGACUCUUGAAACGUGUUGGUUGAUAUUUCCCCCCAGGAGAGUGGACAAGAUCUGGAGGAUUUUUUAAAAAAAAAUACCAAAUAUAAAGGGGGGAACAUGGUCAACCACAAAAAAAAAACAUGGAGGAUGCAGACUACAAAGGCCUAGUGUAUCUCUUAUCCACCCAAAUCACCAGUUUGGCCAAACAUUAUCCUUUAUGCCAAGAAAGACAAUCCAUUUUUAUGAAAAGGAAGUUCUUACAAAAACAGGCAGCAUCCCAAGUAGAUAGCAUGAGCGGAGAGCUCCAAGCCUUGUAUCUCAAAGUCCUUCUCCUCAUACUCAACCCAUGGAUCCUGUGGCAACAUUCUGUUACAAAUAUACAUUUUGCUCAGCAAACGUCUGGUCCUUUGGAAAUACAAAAAGGCCUUCCCUCUGGGGGUUUCUUUGUGUGUACAUGUGUAUUGCCAUCAAGAUCUUAAACCGAACCCAGUCUGCUUCUUCUGGCAAACUGUGUGGUUUUCUUCCUGAGGACCACCUCAAAAGAGGCAUAUCUGAAGGGAAGGCAAUCUUAUCAGACUCGGGAAUCAAAUAGCAGUGAUCCUCAAACCAAGGAAUGCAUCUUUGAUUCAAUUAGCAACAUCAAUUAGCAGACAUGGAUUGGAUUUCAACCCAGAAGCUUAAUUUCAAGGCUAUUUUGUAAACUUUUGUGAAUAAUGUUUAAAAAUGAGGAGGGAGGUGAAGAAAAACCUGCUUUUCUGUUGUUGUUUUUUGUAAAAAAAAAUGAAAGAAAGUAAGUAAGAAAGAAAAAAACCAUAGCAAGAAAGCUUUAUGCUAGGUCAGCAUUGCUUCAGCUAGAUGGUGGCUGUGGGGGGAGGAUAUGGGGGGAUCAUCUUUGAUGCAAGAAAGUUUCAAAGAAUACAGAUUUCUUUGGUUGGAAGUGGCUGAUCUCCAUACUGCAUAAAUCAAAUCAUCCCGGGAGACCAAACCAAGUGGAGUGGGCCAAGGGUUGAGGAAAGGGGGAAGAGGAUAAAUAUUCCAUUUUCUAACUCUGUCAUCGCCUCUUUGUCUCUGAUAAGCCAAUUAAAACUGCAAAUGAAUUA
Messenger RNA from Anolis carolinensis (green anole), 3895 nucleotides. It is a transcript of the gene lrrn2, whose product is annotated as leucine rich repeat neuronal 2. The coding region runs from base 675 to 2825 and encodes 716 amino acids. The transcript has 2 exons. Gene Ontology annotation, cellular component: extracellular matrix. Lineage: Eukaryota; Metazoa; Chordata; Lepidosauria; Squamata; Anolidae. The record is from RefSeq and is a predicted model, not a curated record. Gene Ontology annotation, molecular function: protein binding.